Molecule: messenger RNA, 1350 nt
Organism: Ailuropoda melanoleuca (giant panda)
Lineage: Eukaryota; Metazoa; Chordata; Mammalia; Carnivora; Ursidae
Product: translation initiation factor IF-2-like
Exons: 2
Coding region: 417-1286 (289 amino acids)
Source: RefSeq, a predicted model, not a curated record
CUCCAGGCAGCGUCCGGCGCCUUCCUGGGCACUACUUGGCGGGGCCCAGCCAGGCCGCCUGGGGCCGGACCAGAACUCCACGCCCCGCACGUCUCGCUCCACUUCGAGGCGGGGGAGGGGAUGCUGCACACACUCCCGAGGGGCUUGGGGCACUUCCUCUAACAGCAGAUUCGCACUGAGUCGAGCUCUAAGCGUUCUCGGGGCCACCUCCGAGCCUUGUCGGAGAGCCGACACCCCUCCCGCGGACUCCGCCGCGCGGCACCCACUCCGGGGUAGUCAUUACCUCUCACGGAAAACUCCUAACUCCUCACGGGGCCGCGCUCCCCUUAGUUCGACACCCCCCGGGAGCCCACACGGGACCCAAGCCGCGCUCAGGGGAGACCCCUGUGCUGGAGUCAAUUCCUCACAGGACAAAAAUGUCCGGGCACGUCACGGGACAGCCGCCUCCGCGCCCCACGCCGGCCGCCGGCCGCACGCGCCUGCCUCCGCGCCCGGGAGCUGUGCCGCGGGUUGGGGCGGGGAGCCCGGGCCCGGCGGCGCCGGCCCAGGAAGGCGCCACUCUGCACGGGACUCACCGUCUGCUCGGCCGCCGCAGCGGGGAGGCGAGGGACGGGCAGGGGAAGACACAAUAUGGCAGAGCACCGCAGCUGCUCCCGGCGGCUUCCAGCAGCCGCCUCCGGGAAGACGCGGCGAAGAGCAGGCAGCGGCAGCUGCGGUGGCGGCCGCGGCAGCACCACAUCCCCCUCCCGCCCGCUUCCUCCCCCUCCCCGCACCCUCCCCCGCUGCCAUGGCAACGCGGCGCCAAGGAGAUUAGCCCCGCCCCUCCCUCUGGUCUCCGCCUCUCGCGACCCCUCCGGAGGGGGCUCGGUCCGCCCCUCGGUGUCCCCUCCCACCUCCUACCUAAGGGCGGGCCCGGGACCUCGCAGGCCUUUCUGAACUGCUGGUGGGAAGGAAGGGAGAUGCAGUGUCCGGAAGGGCGGGGUUCUCACGGAAGGCAGGGCGGAGACGUCGUGGGCCAGUGCGGGUUUCGGGCUGAGGAGGGGCUGGGAAGGCGGGAAAAAUGGAAAAGCCUCGCCUGUCCGGGAAGGACCUAUCGGAGUGCGGCGGGGCGCGGCGCGGCCCCUGAGUGGCCGAGAUGGCGCGGGGGCGUGGCUAGGGUGGCCUCCCCUGCGGGUCGGCCCGUGAAGCCUGGUGCUGGGAGUGCACGGCAGACCCCCAACAGCCUGAGCUUCCGUGGGUUUCCCCAAGAGCUUUCAGCCAUUGGCCAGGCUUUGAAAGCUCUGUAGGAACGAUAAGGAAUCCAUGGCUUAGAAAAAUAACCUGACAAAUAUAAGGUAAGUGGCAGAACUU